Electrophorus electricus (electric eel) is the source of this 1770-nucleotide messenger RNA. RefSeq names its product phosphopantothenoylcysteine synthetase (gene ppcs). The record is from RefSeq and is a predicted model, not a curated record. NCBI's taxonomy places the organism in Eukaryota, Metazoa, Chordata, Actinopteri, Gymnotiformes, Gymnotidae.
UCAACGAAUCAGAACCGUGGAGAUCACGCAUGCGUGGUCAAUGAGAAGGCUAUGUUCCUGGUCAGCCUUUGAACUAAAGUAUAUCGUAACCGUCUCCAUCGUUAAAACCUCUUGUCAGUUUGUUGUGCCGAUCUGAUAACCCGACGUUGCACAAAGUGUAUACUAUGGCACAUUCGGAUCCUCUGGCAUCUGCUGCAGUGGAGGGGCGCCUAUGUGAGGAGUUCGCCAUGCCCUCUCACGUCGAGGAGGUCAAGAAACUGAUGGCGGCAUUUGCCGGACAGCACGGGGCCGCCGGUCGCAGGGUCGUGCUGAUCACUUCGGGGGGCACCAAGGUCCCACUCGAGUCCAGAACGGUGCGCUUCCUGGACAACUUCAGCAGUGGGCGGCGAGGGGCCUCCUCAGCGGAGCAUUUCCUCGACGCUGGGUACGCCGUCAUCUUCCUGCACAGACACCGCUCUCUCUAUCCAUAUACGCGCCGCUACGCUGGCGUCAACCUGCUGGACAGUCUGAGCUUCGAGCAAGGUGGGGAGGGUGCCGAGCGGGUGCUUGUGGAUCAGCAGCAGCUGCCGGGCAUUGCAGCCGUGCUACGGCGGUACCAGGCCGUGAAAGCCACGGGGUUACUCCUGCCCGUGGAGUUCAGCACCUUGUCGGAAUACCUGCACCUACUCAAAGCUUCCGCACAGGCCCUCAGUUCAAUAGGCUCCCAUGCCAUGUUUUAUUUGGCCGCGGCGGUUUCUGAUUUCUACAUCCCAGCUUCCGAAAUGCCGGAGCACAAAAUCCAGUCCUCAAACGGACCUCUGCAGAUAAGUAUGAAGAUGGUUCCUAAAAUGCUCUCCCCACUGGUGAAGAACUGGGCGCCAAAAGCUUUCGUCAUCUCGUUUAAGCUGGAGACGGACUCGUCCAUCCUCCUGGAGCGAGCUCGUCGAGCCCUGGCCACCUACAAACACCAGGCCGUCGUGGCCAAUGUCCUGGACACCCGCCGCGGCUACGUGGCUGUGGUGACCGAGGACUCGCGGCAUGAGCUGGUGCUCACAGAUGAGGAGGCUCAGAAGGGGGUGGAAAUCGAAGAGAAGAUCAUCUGCAACCUGGCGGCUGCGCACACGCAGUUCAUGAGCCAACACGCAUGAGGGAAUUGUUUUGCAGUUGUGAGCAAAAUGCCAGCUUCUAGAUUCAGCCUAAUUUACAGUAGAACGAUCAUAAACCCAGGAAGAUGGCAGUGCGGGAUAGAGUAAAAUACCGAACGUUCCUCAAUCCAGCUCCAAAAACAUCUCCAAGCGCGUUCUCCACAUUGCACUGACUGGCUUUUCCAUUUGCUGUCUAGACGUGCAAGGUUAUGACAGAUUUCUGCUUGUAUUGCUUAUAAAAUAGCAGCCCUUGACUGAUCCGCCCAACUAAAAUAGUAAAAUUGAGCAUAAUUGGCUUUGUUAAAAUCACGCCAGUUAUGCCAUGUUAGAAUUUAUAAGAAAGGGAAGAGAUGGAAGGCUUUAGGCUUGCACAAUUGCUCAAAAAGUGCCACUUGUCAACACUGCAUAAAACACAUGGUGCUUUUACUGUUAAACCGGGUAUGUGGCACACUAUUGGUCUACAGGUCACAGAACUUUGUUAAGGUUUGUUUUUAUAAAUAUGGACUUUCUAUAAAAAGUAUCAAGCAUUACAUGAAAAUCCACAUCUGUUCACUAGUACAUGGUAUUUGAACUUCAGCUCUGUGAAUACAACAUUCAUAUCUGCUCCCUCCCCCCCCAGUAAAACUGGUCCCUAUAUCUAGAUGGA